UCUGGAAUGUCAUUUUAUUUUUGAUGUUAAAGAACUUUGUCACAUCUUCAAUAGUAUAUUCAAUAUACGUAGAUUAUAUUGACUUUAAAAAAAUCAUUAAUUCGUUGGUCAACCACGAUUUAUCUACCUUGAAUAACAGAUGACGCGUCGAUCGCUCAUGUGAUCUGUACUUCCGGGUGAAAUAUUGACAACCGAAGAAUCUUGUGAUAACCUUUAAAACCAACAAAAUGUCGGCUUAUAUGAUGCCAGAGAUGUACUUCAACAUAGACCAUGGCUAUCUUGAAGGUCUGGUCAGGGGAUUCAAAGGCGGAAUCUUAAAACAAGCGGAUUAUCUAAAUCUUGUACAGUGUGAAAGUCUGGAUGAUUUGAAGCUUCAUUUACAGAGCACUGACUAUGGAAACUUCCUUGCUAAUGAGCCUAGUCCCCUAACAGUGUCCGUCAUUGAUGACAAACUCAAGGAAAAACUAGUCAUUGAGUUCCAGCAUCUACGCAACCACUGUUUAGAACCACUAGCCACUUUUCUGGACUACAUUACGUACAGUUACAUGAUUGACAAUAUCAUUCUGCUGAUUACUGGGACACUCCACCAGCGACCAAUCAAUGAGCUGAUACCCAAGUGUCACCCACUAGGGAGCUUUGAGCAGAUGGAGGCCAUACACAUAGCAGCUACCCCUGCUGAGCUGUACAACGCUGUGCUGGUCGACACUCCUCUCGCUCCUUAUUUCAUUGACUGCAUAUCUGAACAAGAUUUGGACGAAAUGAACAUAGAGAUAAUCAGAAACACACUGUACAAGGCAUACCUGGAGGACUUCUACAGUUUCUGUAGCGAGCUGGGCGGGGCAACUGCCGAGGUGAUGUGUGACGCGCUUUCGUUUGAGGCCGACCGUCGUGCUUUCAUCAUCACAAUCAACUCGUUUGGUACCGAGUUGACGAAAGAUGACCGUUCAAAGCUGUAUCCUCGCUGUGGUAAACUGAACCCCUACGGUCUGUCUCAGCUCGGCAGGGCAGAUGAUUACGACCAAGUACGAGCUGUUGCCGACAUCUAUGGUGAAUAUAAAGAGUUGUUUGAGGGAGCUGGUACCAACCCAGGAGACAAAACACUGGAGGACAAAUUCUUUGAUCGCGAGGUACAACUGAUGAAGAAUUCCUUCAUGCAACAGUUCCAAAUGGGUACAUUUUACUCUUACGUAAAACUGAAGGAACAGGAAAACAGAAACAUCGUGUGGAUCGCGGAGUGUGUGGCACAGAGGCAUCGGGCAAAAAUAGACAGCUAUAUACCAAUCUUCUAAACAAGAUAGCUGAUCAUGACCUGAUGACAUUUGAAUUGUAAGCAAAGAUGUUUCCAACUGAGUGAAUAAGCCGGAAGUCUCUGCUACGCUAGAAACAAGUCUUUUAAUUAGGUCUUAGAUACAAGCAAUUCUUAUUCUAAGAUAACCAAAAGUUGUUUUUAAAUUCAUUACCCCUGAAAUUUCAUAAUGAACUAUUCCAACCUUUGUAUUGGAAGAGUUCAAAUGCGUCCUCAGGGGUGAAUGAGUUAACAAUAAGGUGGUAAUCUUGGAAUUUGAAUGAUCAAUUUGAAUGUGUUUUUUGAAAUAUUUCUUAUUAAUUUAGAAUAAACUAAAUAUUUAGAUGGGAAAUUGUGUGUAUUUUUGACAGUCGCAAAAUAUAUAAGGAAGCGAUAUAUUAAAGGCGAUAAUUAGAACACUUCCUAGAAGGCUUCCUAAUGUGAUGAAAACAUAUACUUACAUUCGUGAAGACAUUGGAUUUAAAAAAACACUACCACAUUUAACCGGUGAUAAGCCCAUGCCUGUUGAUAAGCCCACCCCCUAUACUUGAUGUUUUCAUUGCAGAUCCCCAUGGGCUUAUCAGUAAAAUACGGUAUAUUAUAUCUAUCUAGUCGUGUAGAGAGGACAUAGCAUAUUUACAGUGUGGAGUACUUGUACUUGUAUUAUCGAGGGUACUGAGACACAGCUGCCCCAGGCAAAAAUGUGUGAAUAUGGUACAUUUCUUGCUUUGACAACAAGCAAGUGGUAAGGAUAUUGAUAAGUGGGAUAAAAGUUAUUAAAUAUCCUUUUAAAUGUCGAGGACUUAAAUAACAGGGAUUUGCUAGUUAUAAAAGUUACCAACAAUUCGCAUUCAAGAAAAUAUUACUAAUGUAUUUUUAUUUUUUUUUAAUUAUCAUGAUUUCAAGAUAUAUCAACUUUUAGAAGUUGUAUUUGAAUUUAGGUUGAGAAGAGAAAUCCAUUGACAUGCAUGACAUUCCAUAUAGUCCUGUUUUGUAUACAGACGUACUUAAGGAUCCCUGUACCACUGCCAAAAACUGUAACUUCCUGUUGGAAACCUUUUUUCCCCAGCAUGACUUUAGUUUGGAUAAAAUCAUUUCUGAAAAGAAAACCAUACCUGACAGGAUUUUUAUUAGAAAUAAUAAAGAUAAAUACACAAAAUAUUAUCAAUAAUAGCAUUUCAAGUGUAAAAAUGCAGUGGUGCUCGACAGGGAUUCGAACCCUGGAAAUGAGACCGUUCUACUAUCGCUCUUACCGAUUGAGCUACCUUGUCAUGGAAGCGCUCUGCCCAAAUUUUUCUGCAGUUACAUCUAAACGAAAUUUAAGGGGAGAUUACCGUAUAAAGGAAAAAACAUGGUGCCGAGGGACAGGGAUCCUUCAAUGAAACAAACAUUUGUCUUAUCAUACUUUUGUGUUUUUGAGUGAAUGUCAACAAAUCAUAAACCAUGCUUAGUCUGUUGUGCAAUGCAUUACAGCUGUAUAUAUUGACUUCAAGUUGACUUGCUUAAUAGAAAACAUAUUAUAAACGAUUGGGAAAGAGGGUAUACAUGGAAUACUUUUAACAAAGAUCAGUCAGAAAAGUGUUCAUUAUUUGUUGUUCAUGUUUUAAUACUUUGCUAAAUAUAAAAAUUAAUAUCCUUUGACCAUAUUUUGAAAUGUAUGUAUUCAGGA
Molecule: messenger RNA, 2954 nt
Organism: Mizuhopecten yessoensis (Yesso scallop)
Lineage: Eukaryota; Metazoa; Mollusca; Bivalvia; Pectinida; Pectinidae
Product: V-type proton ATPase subunit d-like
Exons: 8
Coding region: 228-1289 (353 amino acids)
Biological process (GO): proton transmembrane transport; vacuolar acidification; vacuolar transport
Cellular component (GO): lysosomal membrane; plasma membrane proton-transporting V-type ATPase complex; vacuolar proton-transporting V-type ATPase complex
Molecular function (GO): proton-transporting ATPase activity, rotational mechanism
Source: RefSeq, a predicted model, not a curated record